GCUGGGCCAUUAACCAAAGUGACGAUUUGUACGAACAAGGGAGGAAAAUCUAAGUCUUUUGGAUUAGUCUGCUUUAAGCACAAAGAAUCAGUGCCUUAUGCAAUAGCUUUGCUGAAUGGAAUCCGUUUGUAUGGAAGACCAAUUAAAGUGCAGUAUCGUCUUGGGAGUUCUUACUCACCAGAACUAAACAGCCCUACAUGUGGUUUUGAGAAUUCUAAUGACUUAUAUUCACCUUCAUAUAGGUAUCAAGAGCCUUAUGGAAAUCCUCCAUUUCCUGUUACUCCUUUUCCAAUGAGCAAUAGUUUACCUCACGAAUACUCAGGUUUUCAAAAGAUGAAUGAAGCUGCAAGUUCUAAGUCUGCACAGAAUUCUUCUGAAUUGGCCCUGCCACAUUCAAGUGACUGUGAAGUGCAUCAGGUGGAUGAAAGCACCUUUAAAAGAAAGAGAAAACAGCAAAGAUGUGACGGUGACACUGGUGGUGAUGAUGACAAAGUGAGAAAAAGAAAGCGCGACCGAAAACGCAAGAAGCGCAAAGCCAAGAAGAAGAGGCGUUAA
Mesitornis unicolor (brown roatelo) is the source of this 555-nucleotide messenger RNA. It is a transcript of the gene RBM11, whose product is annotated as RNA binding motif protein 11. NCBI's taxonomy places the organism in Eukaryota, Metazoa, Chordata, Aves, Mesitornithiformes, Mesitornithidae. The transcript has 4 exons. Gene Ontology annotation, biological process: regulation of alternative mRNA splicing, via spliceosome. Gene Ontology annotation, molecular function: single-stranded RNA binding. Gene Ontology annotation, cellular component: nucleus. The annotation marks the transcript as partial. The record is from RefSeq and is a predicted model, not a curated record.